CGCUCAAUCAACUAGAGAGAAUCGCGUUACCUUGCAGAACGCGGGCCCAGUACGCGCUUGACCACGCUGUCGAGAGGAGGCUGUUCGACGUACCAGUUCCACGGAGAAGAUCUCGAUAUGCCCAAUUGUCCGAAGUGCGACAAACCGGUCUAUUUCGCCGAAAGGAAAACAUCGUUGGGCAAGGAUUGGCAUGGAUCGUGUUUACGUUGCGAAAAAUGUAACAAAACCUUGACACCAGGCAGCCAUUCGGAACACGAAGGAAAACCUUAUUGCAAUCAUCCGUGCUACGCUGCUCUGUUCGGGCCAGGAGGUUUCGGCAGAGGCGGUGCAGAGAGUUACGUUUACAAGAAGUGAAAAAUCUAAAGAAUUUACGGCAAUAUAAUACUUAUUUCUAAUCGAAUCGCGUUACCUGUACCGUAGCAAUUAAAUUUAAUUAACAUUAGAUAACUAGAUUGUCUGAGCGUGAAGUACAAUAUUUUUGUUUGAAUUAAGAUAAUUUUUUAUAAAAUCACGCAUAAUGUAUUUCUAUAUUAGAUAUAAAUUUGAAUAAAAAUUUAAUGUCAGUUUGAAAA
Molecule: messenger RNA, 572 nt
Organism: Apis laboriosa (Himalayan honeybee)
Lineage: Eukaryota; Metazoa; Arthropoda; Insecta; Hymenoptera; Apidae
Product: cysteine-rich protein 1-like
Exons: 3
Coding region: 118-354 (78 amino acids)
Source: RefSeq, a predicted model, not a curated record